Budorcas taxicolor (takin) is the source of this 993-nucleotide messenger RNA. It is a transcript of the gene ACYP2, whose product is annotated as acylphosphatase 2. NCBI's taxonomy places the organism in Eukaryota, Metazoa, Chordata, Mammalia, Artiodactyla, Bovidae. The transcript is spliced from 4 exons. Gene Ontology annotation, molecular function: acylphosphatase activity. The record is from RefSeq and is a predicted model, not a curated record. Bases 119 to 502 code for a protein of 127 amino acids.
GUAUCCCGGGCUGCGCUCGCUCCCAGUCCCCGCCGUCUCAUUUGCCACCUCCCAACGCGUGACCCCGGCGCGUCGCGUCCCGGGCCGGUGUCAGACGCGGGGUGCGCCAAGCGGUCCCAUGUGCCCCCUCCCUCUCGCGGCCGCCGCAGUCACCGCGCCCCGAACCCCGCUCCGGCUCCUCGGCAGAGGGCUCGCCGCCGCCAUGUCUACCGCCAGGCCACUCAAAUCCGUGGACUACGAAGUGUUCGGGAGAGUGCAGGGUGUUUGCUUCAGGAUGUACACUGAAGAUGAGGCUAGGAAAAUUGGAGUGGUUGGCUGGGUGAAGAAUACCAGUAAAGGCACUGUGACAGGCCAAGUGCAAGGCCCUGAAGAGAAAGUCAAUUCCAUGAAGUCCUGGCUGAGCAAGGUUGGAAGUCCUAGUUCUCGCAUUGACCGCACGAACUUUUCCAAUGAAAAAACCAUCUCUAAACUUGAAUACUCUGGUUUUAAUAUUCGAUACUAAUAGAAAAGUUAAAAUUGUAAUGCUUAUACUGUACAACAGAAUAGACUGUAUUCUUAAGUCUGCAUACUAGAGUGACAGUAGCAGAAUAGGAUAAAAAAAGAAACUUUCUGUUCCGAAAGCUGCAACAUUACGUUACUAAAAAUGGUUGACAAUGAAACAGUUUUAGUCAACAAUGUUUUUAACCAGCCAAAUUUAGCAUUCUAAAAUUUUAAAUGUCAUUACAAAUUAUUUAAUAUGAAUAUUUUAUUUAAACUUGUCUCAUGGAAUCUUUAAUUCUAAGGAAUAUUAUGACACACAUGUUAUUUGGCUGGACAUAAAAUAACCACUUAAAAAUUAUUUUGGGGUAUUAUCUGAAUUGAGUUCUAAAACCUCUGAAUAAUAAUUUGUUAAAGUUGAGUACUUUGUUUAACAACAGCAAAAUAACCAAUAGUUUCAUAUAAAUGUAUAUGAUGAUCAGCAUAGCCUUAAAAUCAAUAAAGAGUUAACUUUAA